Messenger RNA from Melospiza georgiana, 1777 nucleotides. RefSeq names its product mitochondrial ribosomal protein S16 (gene MRPS16). Lineage: Eukaryota; Metazoa; Chordata; Aves; Passeriformes; Passerellidae. Gene Ontology annotation, cellular component: ribosome; mitochondrial small ribosomal subunit. Gene Ontology annotation, biological process: mitochondrial translation. The coding region runs from base 37 to 465 and encodes 142 amino acids. The record is from RefSeq and is a predicted model, not a curated record. Gene Ontology annotation, molecular function: structural constituent of ribosome. The transcript is spliced from 3 exons.
CAUCAGUGCGCGCCGCGCGCGGGCCGUGCCGCCGCCAUGGUGCAGCUCGGGAGCCGCCUCCUGAGGGGCCGCGGCGGCCACGUCGUGAUCCGCUUCGCGCUGGGGGGCUGCACCAACCGCCCGUUCUUCCGCAUCGUGGCGGCCAACAGCCGGCGCGCCCGCGACGGGAAGUACCUGGAGCAGCUCGGCUGCCUGGACCCGCUGCCCAACGCGCACGGCGAGAAGGUGGCGGGGCUCAACCUGGAGCGGCUGCGCUACUGGCUGGGCUGCGGCGCGCAGCUCUCCCGGCCCGCCGAGAAGCUCCUGGGGCUGGCGGGGUUCCUGCCGCUGCACCCCAUGACGGUGACCGGCGCCGAGAGGCUGCGCCGGCGGCGACAGCGCGAGCAGCAAACAGAGGCUGCGCCUGCGGAGGGCUCGGCCGAGACCCGAACCGACACCGGAACCGGCACCGGAACCGCGCCCUGACACGGCCCGGCCGGGAGGGGCCCGAGCGGCCCCGGACCUGGGACCUCUCCGGCCCGGGACUGCUCUCAGCCGGUGCUGCACUGGCCCGGGACUGCUCCGCUCCCAGACUCCACCGGGCCGGGGUUGUUCUCAGCCGGGGCUGCUCCGGCCCGCCCGGGCCCGAGGUCUCUCCCGCCCCGCCGGUCCCUCUGACCCCAUUAAAGCGUUACCUCUGCACCGUCCGUCCCUCGGCUGCUUCCUCCUCUCGGUCAGGGCUCACCGUGUCCACGUGUGGUGCGUGGAAGAGGCUUUGCUGCUCUCCCGCAGCCACGGGAGCGUUCCAGGCGGGAAUUCCCGAGGUGUGCCGUGUUCCAGGGGCUCUCCCAGCUGCCCUUGGCCAGCUCCUCUUGUCACAGUUCUGACACCUGGCUGUGAGUCACUCUAACAGGACAGGCCUGGCACAGACAGAUGCAAAUUCAAGUGCAGCUGCUUUUCUGCUUACUUUCCAGAGGGGUUCUGGGGCUGUUUGUUCAUUUAAAAGCAAAAGAGAAAGAUUACAGUCUCUUGUAACUCACUGCCCCAGUCCCUCUUUACAAGUCCUGCUGUUUAAUCCCAUAUUUCACCUGUUCCAAGAGACAAGAAACCCACCCAAGUCUCUCCUACCUUAGAUGGACCCCUGAGCUUUUGGGGUUUCCUCUGUGCAGCACUUAAAUGAUUCUAAAAAUGCCAGGCAAAAUCAAGUUUCCAGUGUUGCAUCUCAAUGAAGCUGUUGGUGUAACCAACCUCUGAGGGAGGGAGAACACAUUAAGAAAUUACACAUAUUCUUUUUUUAAUAAAGUGUAUCUCCUAUGGAGUGCAAGGUGCUAAUUACUCAUUUGUAGAAAAUAAAUUGUCUAGAGAACACUAAAAUACUUCCCAAUAUACCUUAUAUAUAAUAGAUACAUACUAUAUUUAUACAUAUAAAUUUUAUUCUAUUUUAUUCUUGAAAAGAUUUAUUUUUCCAACCAAAGAACAGCAGAAGUUCUGAAAUCAGGAGGUUUUUCUGAGUGACACAGCAGAGGCUGAGUGAGCUGCAGACAUGCUGAAAUGGUUACAGGUGUAAUUUUUAAUUACAAACAUGUGAAAACCAGUUAGGUCUUUUCUCCAUCCCUCUCCUCAUUUUCCCUGCUUCUGUACAAGUGUAAUAAAUACAUUUACAAACAUCAGCAAUAAUUGCCAUGAAGCAACCUUUAAUGAUAUGGACUUAAUCAAAAUUAACCUGAAAACCAGCACAGUGUAAAAUCAUUUUCCUGCCUAAACUCAUGCAUCUUUUUUUUUUUUUUUUUUUUUUUUU